UCCAAUUUCCACUUGCCUUUUCCCUUUACCUACAUCAGCCGGGGCUGCCCAGGGAGCCUGGCUAAAAGCAGAGCCAUGCAGCGGGGAAAGCAGUGGGGAUCUGGCCAUGGCGACAGCGUGGGUCCUGGUGCUGGUGACCUUGCUGCUGGGCUUGACUGGAGCGGGCUCUGUCCCUACUUCCAAACCCACCUCAACCAGGAGGGGCUGCCUCAUGAGCAGGUUCCAGUCUCUGUCACCGAGCGAGCUGAAAGCCAUCAGGAAGGCCAAGGAUGCCCUAGAAAAUGCGCUCUCGCUGAAGAACCGGAGCUGCAGCUCUUGCCUCUUCCCUCAGGCCAGGGACCUGAGAGUGCUGCAGGUCUGGGAGCGCCCCGUGGCCUUGGAGGCUGAGCUAGCCUUGACGCUGAAGGUCCUGGGGGCCAUGGCUGACUCGUCCCUGGGGGUCGUCCUGGACCAGCCCCUCCGCCUGCUGCGCCACGUGCACUCGGAGCUCCAGGCUUGUGUCCCAGCUCUGCCCACAGCAGGACCCAGAGCCCGGGGCCUCCUCCACCACUGGCUGCACCGGCUCCAGAAGGCCCCAAAGGAGUCCCAGGGCUGCCUCGAGGCCUCCGUCACGUUCAACCUCCUCCGCCUCCUCACAUGGGACCUGAAAUGUGUUGCCAGCGGAGACAUGUGUGCCUAAGAACCCAGGCCCCCACGCUCAGCCCGCCUGGGACCCGGACCUUUCCUAGGCACAAAGCCUCACCCCUGCCUUAAGUUAUUUCCUCUCAACCCCUUAUUUAUGCAGCCCUGAUCCAUACUCAUGAGAUGUUUAUUUUUCUACUUUUGUACAACGUGCUGCAAAUAAACAGGAAUGGGGGGAAAAAAUAAAGCGCCACUACUCCGGAGACUGAGAAAACAGAGGAACGCGUCAAACAACAGCGCGGCUGCAAUCAGCAGAAUGCAGGCUCGGGCAAGCUCGGAAGGACUAGAAAUCCAGCUUAACAAAAACAUCUCAAGGAGAAAAAAAAUGAGGAAGAUGGUGUCCCUACACUCUACAAGGACAGCCUUCAGGGUAAACGUGAUUUAAAGAUCUAUCCACCAUUGCGAUGUGGAGACCUUAUUUGAGCCCUGAUAUGGUUUCUAAAACAUGGAUUUCUAGGACAACUGGAUUUCAGAACUCUGAUUGCAUACCGAUACGGUGCACUGAAAGUCCUUGUCUUGGGGAGUCAGGCUCAGUCAGAAGAGCAUGGUGAUUCUUGAUAAGGGUCGUGAGUUCAAGCCCUGCGUUGGAUG
This is a messenger RNA of Mustela erminea (ermine), 1272 nucleotides long. Its product is annotated as interferon lambda-1-like. The record is from RefSeq and is a predicted model, not a curated record. Gene Ontology annotation, molecular function: cytokine activity. NCBI's taxonomy places the organism in Eukaryota, Metazoa, Chordata, Mammalia, Carnivora, Mustelidae. Gene Ontology annotation, biological process: innate immune response; defense response to virus; positive regulation of immune response. The coding region runs from base 107 to 679 and encodes 190 amino acids. The transcript has a single exon.